AUGGGCUGCUGCCAAGACAAGGACUUCCAGACGGGUGAGCCGGCCAAGGAGGCCGAGUCGGAGGAAGUCGAAGGUGGGACCCAAGACAGACCAGCGGGCCCCAGGGAACUGGAGAAGGGGUUGCUCUGACAGGAACGCCCAGGAGGUUGAACCCGGGAGGGCAAAGCAGAGCUCAGCGGCUUUAUCAUCUCCGCAGGCUCUGAAGAGGUCGACAUGGGCCCGCCCGACCACCGGAAUCAGAGGUCGAAUGAAAGCCUCCUGAUCACCGUGCUGUGGCGGCGGCUAUCCCUGUUCAGCCGUCGGGGGUCAAACAAGAGACAAUCAGCCCAGAGUCAAAAGCAGGGAUUGCAGGAGAGCAACCAGGAGGGGAUCCUGGAGGAGCCGGAGAAGGGGUGA
This is a messenger RNA of Nyctereutes procyonoides (raccoon dog), 396 nucleotides long. It is a transcript of the gene TEX54, whose product is annotated as testis expressed 54. Lineage: Eukaryota; Metazoa; Chordata; Mammalia; Carnivora; Canidae. The transcript has a single exon. The record is from RefSeq and is a predicted model, not a curated record.